UGAAGUCAGUAGAUGGACAGCCACAUUGACCAAUCACAAGCGUCAUACCACAAUCUAAACAUCACAAACGACGAGGUGAAUCUGAUUACCCAAUAGGAAUCACUAAUACUUUGCAUACGCGACGCUGUAUUGGAUUGACAUUGCAUUUAAACCAAUCGUACAGGAGAUAUCCGUCUGUUAUGUACAGCAUAGGUUUCUAUCUCAACCAAUCAGAAUCCGAGGGCGGGUUAGUGGGCGGGACAGUAUCGCGUUGCGCGCAAUAAGGUUAGGUUGGUUGUAUGAGAGGCCGUCGUCUGCUGCUGUAAUUUGGCUACAGGGGAAGGAAAAUACAGUCUAAAAUACGUUGAUUGGACGGUUUGGAAUUCGUAUACGACUUGUUGUUAAGCUGCCGUAGCAUCCUCAACGUUUGUGGGAUCGAUUUGCUCGAGAAAACCGGGGAGUGUUUCAUGCAGCGCUCGGACACAUCCAUUCCCACUGAGUAAACAUCUCCUAGAGGUAACUCCUCAACCCCCCUCUUCCCUGUUCCAACUCCCAAGCGCCUCUCCCAACCCCUACACCCCAACUAACAUUCCCUCAGGACCUCUAGGCCACUUUGGGCUGGUGGCCUUCUUUCCCAAAGCCUUCUUGAGGAAGCGGGUUUGUGUCGUCCCGUUUUUUCCAAACCGACCUCGUCCCGUGUUUCACGGCUAAACCCAAACACACCCCCGAAGAUGUCGUCCAUCUUGCCGUUCACGCCGCCUGUGGUGAAGCGCCUGCUGGGCUGGAAGAAGUCUGCGAGCGGCUCGGGCGGAGCAGGCGGUGGAGAGCAGAAUGGUCAGGAGGAGAAGUGGUGCGAGAAGGCUGUCAAGAGCCUGGUAAAGAAGCUAAAGAAGACAGGUCAGCUGGAUGAGCUGGAGAAGGCCAUCACCACGCAGAACUGCAACACCAAGUGUGUGACUAUCCCCAGCAAUUGCUCUGAAAUUUGGGGACUGAGUACUCCAAAUACGAUAGAACAGUGGGAUACCUCAGGCCUAUACAGCUACCCUGACCAAACCAGAUCUCUGGAUGGACGCCUGCAGGUGUCUCACCGCAAAGGGCUGCCUCACGUCAUCUACUGCCGCCUGUGGCGAUGGCCCGACCUGCACAGCCACCAUGAGCUGCGCGCCAUCGACACGUGCGAGUUCGCCUUCAACCUUAAGAAGGACGAGGUGUGCGUCAACCCCUACCACUACCAGCGGGUCGAGACACCAGUCUUACCACCUGUCCUAGUGCCAAGACACACAGAGAUUCUGACUGAACUGCCUCCUCUGGAUGACUACACCCAUUCCAUACCUGAAAACACCAACUUUCCUGGUGGGAUUGAACCCCCCAACAACUACAUACCAGAAACUCCUCCACCAGGCUACAUCAGUGAGGAUGGAGAGACCAGUGACCAGCAUAUGAAUCAAAGUAUGGACACAGGCUCUCCUGCAGAACUGUCGCCAAGCACACUCUCGCCUGUCAACCAUGGCAUGGACCUGCAACCGGUGACCUACUCUGAGCCUGCGUUCUGGUGCUCCAUAGCCUACUAUGAGCUGAACCAGCGGGUCGGGGAGACCUUUCACGCCUCGCAGCCUUCCCUCACUGUGGACGGAUUCACAGAUCCUUCCAACUCCGAACGUUUCUGCUUGGGCCUGCUGUCCAAUGUCAACCGCAAUGCCACCGUGGAGAUGACUCGUAGACACAUAGGCCGGGGCGUCAGGCUGUAUUAUAUCGGAGGAGAAGUGUUUGCCGAGUGUCUAAGCGACAGCGCCAUCUUUGUUCAAAGCCCCAACUGUAACCAGCGGUAUGGCUGGCACCCUGCAACCGUCUGUAAAAUCCCCCCAGGCUGUAACCUGAAGAUCUUCAACAACCAGGAGUUUGCAGCGCUCUUGGCUCAGUCGGUCAAUCAGGGCUUCGAGGCCGUCUAUCAGCUCACCAGAAUGUGCACCAUCCGCAUGAGCUUCGUCAAAGGCUGGGGGGCCGAGUACAGACGGCAGACUGUGACGAGCACUCCAUGCUGGAUCGAGCUGCACUUGAACGGACCAUUGCAGUGGCUGGAUAAGGUUCUGACCCAGAUGGGUUCUCCCACCGCCCGCUGUUCCAGUAUGUCCUAAUCGCCAUGACGACGAUGCCCACAACCCUUCCCCUGAAAUCUGCAAAGUCCACAAUCACAAGAAACGACAAGUAGAACAACAGACAUGCUAUAAUCCCUGACGCUCUCUCUCUCUCUCUCUCUCUCUCUCUCUCUCUCUCUCUCUCUCUCUCUCUCUCUCUCUCUCAUAGUACUUCUCUCUCUUUCUUUCUCUCUCUCCUUCCUGAUGUUCUCACUUUUCGGAACUGAACAUGGCACUUGCUGUCACAUCAGCUUCAUGCACCUUUAAUUCGCUCUUUUUCCCUCCUCAUAAAUCCUCAAUAUUAAAUGUAUUAGUGGUAGAAUUUGAAAUGUGUAUAUAUAUAUUUUUUUUUUCCUUUUCUUAUAAAGACCGGGAGAGUGUGUGUGUGUGUGUGUGUGUGUGUGAGUGAGUGAGAGAGAAACAGGGAAGUAAUAGAAGGCAGUUAAUAACUUGGCAGAGAUGUUUCAGUAAAGCAUUCCUUACCCCUUGAAGUGAUCGCGUAAACUAAAUGUUUUUGAUUUUGUUCUUUGCUUAACCAAGAGCUUACCUUACGCCAUAUUGUUUAAGCUUGAUCUCUUUGCUGAGACUAAUCAACAAAAAGUAUUACUGCAUUUUAUUAGCCCUUCCCACCCACCAAAACCUUCGUUCUUAAAGUAACGCCAAAAGACACCUUAUUCACUUCCUGUUCCCGAUCGCCGUGCCCAACCACUAUGAAAGAAUGAUGCCUUAUAUGUUCAGGGUGCUGUCUUAUGGCAUGCUUGUUCUGAAAUCUAAUGUGGGCAGUUAGGAAUGUGUUAGCAACAAAUGAAAUGAAUAAAAUAAGGGAACCGUGGAAGGGAGAAAAAAGAAAAGAAACAGCAACCCGGACCAAUAUUUUCUUCAUCCCGGUCUCUAUCGCCCCUCGUUAGGUGAAAUACUCACUAGAUCACUCUGGAGCGCUUUGAGUCGUGUUGAGGAAAAUCUUUUAUGAAGAAAAUUGACCAAAAAAAAAAAGUUUUAAAAAUGAGUACACAAUCCAUAUCUUUGGGGAAAAAAAAUUAAAAAUAAAUCCAACCUUUUAAGCUUUAAAUGUUAAUAACGUAGGUUAUUCUUCACAAUCGAAAGAUUUCUCUCCUCCCCCCGCCCCCCCCCCCCCCCCCUUUAUCUUUCUUUUAGCUACUUUUUGUAUUUUCAUGUAUUUUUAUAUAUAAAUAUAUUUAAAAUCUUUAAUGCUCUCUUCCUUUUUAUUAGAACUGAGUAUUUUUUUAGAUCAUGCCCUCUUUUUAACGGAACAUGGCUUCAUAAUGAAAACGUCCUGUCACAAAAAGUUGUUAGUCGAAAUCUUUCACAAUCCGUGUCUUUAUAUUCUCCUCCUCUGUGUUUCCGAUAGAAGCUGUUGCACCAAACAUUCAGCUCCUCCUCAUCUUUCGGCAUGUUUAAGUUGGUUUGUUCAAGAAAAACAAAGAAUCUUUAACGUACGUGUGUGUAUAUACAUUUUUUUGUUUAUGGGUUUUUUCUUUUCUUUUUUUUUUUUUUUAGUUGCUUUUCUGCCCUGGAUGAUUUUCCAUGACCUAUGGUUCUUUUAAACAGGGGGAAAACAUCUACCUAUUGUCAAAUGUUGCAGAAACACGACAGUGUUCUGUUCACCCGCAAUCGGGGAAAAGAAAGAAGGAAUUUAAAAAAAAAAAAAAAAAAAAAAAGAAAAA
This is a messenger RNA of Ictalurus furcatus (blue catfish), 3799 nucleotides long. It is a transcript of the gene smad2, whose product is annotated as SMAD family member 2. The record is from RefSeq and is a predicted model, not a curated record. Bases 711 to 2114 code for a protein of 467 amino acids. Lineage: Eukaryota; Metazoa; Chordata; Actinopteri; Siluriformes; Ictaluridae. The transcript has 13 exons. Gene Ontology annotation, molecular function: I-SMAD binding; DNA-binding transcription factor activity, RNA polymerase II-specific; RNA polymerase II cis-regulatory region sequence-specific DNA binding. Gene Ontology annotation, biological process: SMAD protein signal transduction; cell differentiation; BMP signaling pathway. Gene Ontology annotation, cellular component: heteromeric SMAD protein complex.